Aspergillus sclerotioniger CBS 115572 is the source of this 1949-nucleotide messenger RNA. RefSeq lists its product as uncharacterized. The transcript has 2 exons. The record is from RefSeq and is a predicted model, not a curated record. Lineage: Eukaryota; Fungi; Ascomycota; Eurotiomycetes; Eurotiales; Aspergillaceae. Bases 339 to 1949 code for a protein of 536 amino acids.
CCGGCAGACGUGCAGAUGAGGCGGAUUGAGUUGUCUGUCCAGCUUGCCAGCAAACGGCCUUUAAGUAGUCCUUUUGGGCUCCCCCGCAGUGGAGCUACACGGAUGGGUGCCUGACCGCCGGCGGUAGCGUUGUGCUUGAGCGUGACUGGCCACACGGACUUGACUGCAGGCCUGGCCUAGGCAGAUCGUGAGGUGCUGCUGCUGCACCCGCCGACCGAACCGACAGACAGCCUCGUUCUCCUCAUUCCUCUUUCUUCAACUCCUCCAGCUCCAUUGAUGCAACCUCCAUUGUCGCUGCUAUCAAAUGUCGUUGUCCCGGGCCCCAUUCUAGCCUGGCCAUGUUUUCCGCCCAUGAUCAGGGCCCGAGUUACUGGGGAGUGUUGAUCAAUGCCGACAAGAGUCCUGCCCCGCUGCUAGAGCAGCUGUGUCUGGAGAUUGCUCGCAUCAUAGUAACACAUCCUGAAUCCUCUCUUCCCAAGACAUCAUUCGAUGACUAUGCGACAAGCGACCUCACCCCAGAACGAUUGGCCGCGUUUUACCGCAAGGUUGGCGGUAAUUACGAUGUCCUUUUCCUCCAGACCAAACCAUCCGCACUCUCCUUCAUCUAUCAACGUCUAGGAUGCUUCCAUAGUAUCCAACCGACCUCCGAUCCUUACAAACCCCCGGCUAUUCCGGCUCUACAACCCAACGGCUUCGUGCGAUGGCAGACAAUCCAGUUGCUCCUCGACCCGGACGAGCAUUGUCGGUACCUCCAGAAUGCGGUCGAGCUAUGGGACAUCGAGACUCCGAGCGGCGAAAUCUUUCCCAAACAGAUACCUCGAGAGGCCUUCCCCGAAACACCGGACCUAGAAAUGGUCGAAUGGCAUGAGGCAGUUAGCCGACGGUUUGAACUGGACUAUGUCAAAAGGAACAUCCCGCGCGUAUCUCCACCAAAUUUCGGCACAUACCACUACUAUUUUGCCCAUAAAGAUGCUCCUUCUACCAAGGAAGAGACCAGUCUACCCGCCCGUCGUCGAACGAUGGCACACCGCGCCCCCGUGGUUCCAGAGGAGCCAUCACCUCCCAGCAGACAUCAAAGACGCCGAAGUGGCGAGUUCUCACCGUCGGCCACCCGUCGAGUCCAGUCCACGUACUUCCCACGCCCACCAGAAGUCGAGACGUCCCAUCGAGCCCCUUCGCCGCCGAUGUGGACCAAGCCUUCCCCCACGAUGAGAGGUCGCGACCGUGGUUCGACGUUUUCACGUCCCGUGAGCCCAGGCGCAUUACCGGGACACAGCGCAUCUGAUGCAUCGUCCGAGGACUCCGGAGAAGCAGCACGCGACGCAUCCCCGUCUGGAAAUCGACACAGCCGUCAUCUGCACCCGUCUACUCCACACUACUCCCACUCUCGCCGUCAUUCACACGAAUCAUACGCUAGGAAACCCCAACGGGAACUCUCUCCAGGCACCCAGCAACGGUAUGCCUACCGGGACAUGUAUAAUACCCCCUCAACCAGACCAUACGACUCAGAUGGUGCUCGGCGCACACGGCCAUCAAGGGCAUACGCAGAUGAGCCGGUCCAUCCCCGGACUCCGGGGCCCAGCUUCCGCGACCACGCCUUCCGCGACCCUUCUGCUGUUCCGGUCAACGCUGAAGUGCCGGUAUAUACGCACAGGCACCCUCGCUACAUGAACAUGAACAAUGCCUACGUCGUCCGCCCUCCUCCCGACAUUGAUGUGUGCGCGGUAGACGACUCCAGACGAAGUUACCGAGGGCCCACUGCUAAGUCCAACGCGCCUGUAUUCAACAACCCCACAAUUCCAGAGCGCACUCGAUACCCCUCAGGCGGCUACCGAUCCCAGAGAUGGGCCAAUCCGGUACAGCCAUCGCCAUCCCGAGGAAUCCCAGCAGGUGUACCGGACAUGGAAUAUGCUCUGCGAAGCAGACGGUCGACCAUGUAUGACCGGUGA